Molecule: messenger RNA, 2919 nt
Organism: Cladocopium goreaui
Lineage: Eukaryota; Dinophyceae; Suessiales; Symbiodiniaceae
Source: the annotation of a GenBank genome assembly
AUGGGGCGUCCAGUGUUGGGAUGCGUCCGUGCGGCCGACGGUGCCAAGUUGCGGGAGUCGCUAGAACCCACGGGGCACCGGCUUUCCCAGCACCAGGCCAGGGUGGAGUCACUGACGGUGCUGCUGGCAGCGUGUGAGGCCUUACAAGCCAAGAAGCAGAUCGAUGAAGCCUUUCCCAGGCGCAUCGCUGGCACCAUUCUCAUGGCAGUGGCCCCACGCAACGGCACGGUGCUGUGCAGAGAAGUGGAAGAUUUCGUGGCCAAUGUGAGCAGCAAGGUCACCAGUGAUGAACGCGUCCAGCAGUACAAACCACACGUGCUGAGUUAUUGGACGGAGCUGGGGGAUAUACCUUCCAGCGUGAUGUCUCGCAAGGAUUUCAUCAGCGCAGACGAGCGGAUGACCCUGCUGCUCAUUCAGCCUACGAAGAUCCCAGAGAACCACGAUUUCGCGAAAGCGAACGACUUCUUGCAAGACUUUUGUUCGUCGCCACCUCUGGGUUUCAAUCUGCACAUCACGGGCGCACCGGCCCUGCUGACGGGCAGCGGCUGCUCCUCCAAUAGCCAUGCCGUGGUCAAUCCGCGGGACAUGAGCUUCAAGUGUUUGUUCUUUGCCGAAGUCAUCACAACGCCCAUAGCGCUGCUGAUUAUGGGAUGCAUCGUGCGUCACUGGCGCCUACUCAUUCUUCCAUUAUUCACGGUAUGUCUCUCCUUUGCCGUCUCUGCCUUGAUGUUGAUCCCCUGGAUGGACCAUGUGGAGGUGCCAACGGAUGCCAUUGCGGCCAUGGGCUCGGUGAUUCUGGCCCUAUCUUUGGACUAUAGUCUCUUCUUGCUGAGCCGCUUCAGUGAGAAUCAUCACGACAAAUUCACCUUGCAGGAGAAUGUUGACAUUAUCAAGGCCUGCACCUGUCGCACCAUUUCCAUCAGCGGGCUCCUGGUGGCCAUCGCAUUCUUCGCAGGUAUUCUAUUGCCUGAGAGAAACCUCCAAGGCACUUGCAUCGCCUUGGGCUUUGCCGUUUUGGCCUGUGUGGCCACGAAUGUUGUAUUUCUUCCAGCUGUUUUCCUGGCCUUCGGUCCUGUGUUCGUCGGCCGCUCCUUCCUGCCCAGCUGGUGGGGCGACGUGCAGCUGGACGAUGGCGCGGAGGAGGAGGACGAGCGCCAAAGACCGGGGCCAAAGAGCGCCGACAACACCAAUUGGUUGCUCAUCAUGCGUGUGGUGGAACGAGCGCCGCUCAGCGCCAUUCUGCUGGUGUUGCUCUUCGUUUGGCCCGUGCUCUCGGCCGCGCCCUCGCUCCACAUCACGGCAGACCGUUUUGCCAUGAUGCCGCUGUACUCACCGGCGGUGUUGGCCUUACGGAAGAUCCAGGAUGCCAAGCUGUCGACAGGGCUGGUGAACCCCUAUGAGAUCUUGGUGACAGCCCCGAAUCAGCCCAGAGAUGUGCUUCGCGCUGAGCUUUCAAAGGGCUUGGACUCCUUAGGCCUGGCGACUUCGCACCUGGGCCUUGGGAUGAGCGACUUGCAGAAGGCCCUGAGAGAAGGCCAAAACUCCUUGCUUCGCCGUCCAGAGGCACCGGAGGAUCUGUCGGGCUAUGAGGAGUUGUUGAAUGGCUUAGCAUGUGCCAACCGCACUGAGAGCAGUCCCCAUAAUCCACACUGCAACUGCUGUCCCAAUGCCUUCCUCGAGUGUGAAGAAUGUGAUCUUGCUGCGACCUGCGCAUCGCCUGAGAUGCAGGCCCUACUCGAGCUGGCCAAGGAAGGGAACCUGACAGUAGAUGACUCACAGCUGAGGAGCCUCAAAGUUUGCAUCGAGAGAGCGGCCGUGGCAGCUAAGAAGAACCGAACUCCUCCGAUCGCUUUGGACCAGCUCCUGUCGUCCUUGAGGAAGGUGAACCAAUCAGCAGUGCAGAAGGGUUUGCUGCAGCGCUAUCCCUUCCUGGUAGACAUCGCCGCUUGGGUCAGCCAGGUGCAGAAUCUGAGUCGGAAGGAGCGUGGCAUGCUGCUGCUUCCCAGCGGCUUCCAUGCUCUGCUGGAGCUCUCAGACAAGCUCCAGGGCACCGGAGCUGUGGCUUCCAUCCUGGGACCGCAAUGGAUCUUGCAUCAGCGAUUGGAAUGGCCCCUGGUGGUGGCUUUAGCGGCAAAGCCGGAGUUGCGCCAUGGGUAUUCAGCCCUACUGGAGCAGUUCGUGAACGGGAAGCGGGCUCUUCUCCAGGUCCACACGCACUUUCCACCUAUAGGUGCUUUGUCUGCCGACUGGGCCGAAGAAGCGCGAGGCAUCCUCAGAGCUUGGGAGCACAAGCAUCCAGGUUAUAAGGUGCAACUGGCUGGUGGCAACGCAGAGGCAGCGGACACCCGAGCAGAGAUCAUGCGCGCCAUGUGGACCUACUUGGUCGUAAGCAUCUCCUUGAUCAUGAUUGUCCUCUACCUCUCGUUUCAAUCCUUGCUGGUGCCGCUCCGUCUCGCUUUGGCCAUGCUCUUCACCCUUGUGGCCACCUUCGGCAUGGGCGUGCUGGUCUACCAGACCACGCUGCUUCAUGGUUUCAUGCCUCCGUUAAAAUAUUUCAACGGCGUCACCUACGAGGUCAUUCCGUUGGUCACUGGCAUCGCGAUUGCCUUAGGCUUGGACUAUGAUAUCUUCCUGGUGAGCCGCAUCGUGGAGUUUCGAGUGCAGCGCUACUCAGACCGCGCCAGCAUUUUCCGAGGUAUGCUGAAAACCGGAGAUGUGAUCUCUGGCGCCGGCCUCAUCAUGUCCCUGGCGUUCUCAGAUCUUCUUCCAGCAGUUCGGGGUCUUGAUCAUCACCAGUGUCCUGCUGGAUACCUUCGUGGUCCGCACGGUCUUGGUCCCUGCCUUGAUGCUCAUUGCGCAGCAUUGGAACUGGUGGCCGAGAAGUAUGCCGCCACCCAUCCACGACGUCUUGGAGGGUGA